GUCAGUUUGUCAAACGUCAAUUUAAAAACUGGUAAAUAUCAACAAUACAAAGUUCUACAUUUUUUAUUUUAAAAACGAAUUGUUUUUAAAAGUUUACAUCACAUUUACAAUAGUCCCAUGUAUCCAUUAAUUAAAAAAGAUGCCUGCAAUGAAUUUAGCAGACCCAGAACUAGAAUUGAUAGAUCCUACGCCAAACGUUCAUGCCUUGUUCAUUCAAUUUGAUAAAGUAUUCUUUUACACAAAAUUGGCAAGCCGAGCUGUUGUGCGAUGGAGUAAACGAAUGUACUCCUGUGCGGGAAUUUGUUCAUAUGACAGAGGAGGGCUAUGUGACAUAGCAUUAAGUGAACCCCUGUUGAAACUUAGACCAAGGAAAGAUCUAGUGGAGACACUUCUACAUGAGAUGAUACAUGCAUUCCUCUUCAUCACAUGCAAGGACCAGGACCGAGAUGGCCAUGGACCCAAUUUCAAGGCCCAUAUGUACAGAAUCAAUCAAGCUGCGGGUUUGAAUAUCAGUAUUUAUCAUGACUUUCAUGAUGAGGUUAAAUUAUACCAAACUCAUUGGUGGAGGUGUGAUGGACCAUGUCAGAACCAAAGGCCCCAUUUUGGAAUUGUUCGCAGACCAAUGAACAGAGCACCUGGCCCAUAUGACUACUGGUGGAAUGACCAUAAAAGAAAAUGUGGAGGAACAUUUGUUAAAAUUAAAGAACCUGAGAAACCGAAUAAGAAAAAGGUAGCUAAACCAACUUCUAACAAUGAUAUUACCAAAUAUAUAAACAAUAACAAUAAAGCAAUUAUAGAUAAAAAUAAAACAAAUAGUGUUGUUGCUAAACCAGUUCUUAAAGAUUCCAAUGUUAUUAACCCAAAAUCUAAUUAUAUAAGUACACUAGAUGUUUACAAGACAAAUAAUAUUGUAUUUAAUCCGCAAGUACCGAAACCUGUUCCAUUUAGUGGAAACGGCCACACAAUUAGUGACCAAACAAAAUCUAAUGACUCCUCAAAUGUAUUACAAACUGUUCGAAAUGUUUGGGCAAAUAAAAGUAUUAACAUGUCUGUAACAGCUAGCACUGGUCCAAAACAACCACAAAAAAGGAUUAGUACAUCACCAAGUAAAGAUAAAAAUAUACAUUUACCACCUAAAAAAAUAAAGAAAAUUGAUGAUUAUUUUAAAACUACUGCAACAAACAUGUUAAAAGAUUUAUAUGGUCAGGACUUUGAUCUUACACAGUCAAAGAAAGAUGAAAAACUGAUUGCAGUUCCUGUUAAAACAGUGCCUGUUAAUAAUUUUGUUGGUAGCCUAAAAACAAGUGUAGUUGAUAACUUAGUUGAUUGUCCUAUAUGUAAUGCUAAAGUAGGUAGUGAUAAAAUUAAUAGACACUUAGAUGAAUGCCUAAGUACAGAUGUUAUAGAAGAAUUAAGUCAAGAGACUGUUCAGAAUGGAAACCUAACUGUGAUAUCUAAUAAUAGUCCUGAUUAUAAGAAAAUAGAAAAAGAUAGUGUAGCAAAACCGAUAACUAUUAAAGAAGAAUGCAUAGAUUUAACAAAUAUAUGGAUAAAACCAGAUGACAAAGAAUAUCCAAUGUCUAAAAUCAAUGUAAAAAAUAAAAUCGAAGUCAAACCAGAAAAUUACGACAAAAUAAAAACAGAACAAGACAACAAAAUAGAUAUAAAAAUAGAACCUAGUAGUAGUAAAACAGCAGAUGAACAUAUAUGUCCAUGUUGUGGGAAUACAGUAACGAAAACAGUGGAAGAACACUUAGACGAAUGUUUAGCAUUUUUCGAUAAUAACACUACAAUACCUGAAGAAGGUGCGUCUACGAGUUUUGCAAAUGAAACCAUAAUAAUCGAUGAUGAUGAUAUACAUGAUGAAACAUUACUUUUCAAUGAAACGGGGACAAAAACGCCUUGCCCGUGUUGUAUGAAGAUGAUUGAGAUGGCCGAAAUGAAUAGACACCUGGAUGUCUGUUUACUUAGAGAUUAAUUUUUUUGUUGAGACUUGCGUACUUAUUAUUUUGUGAAUAGUGUUUUCCUCAAUGUAUCACCUAUUAUGUUUUAUGUUAUGUUUUCUUCAGUUAAUGAUUUUCCUUCAAUAAUUUCUAUUUUUAACUCUAUCACUCCUUAGUCGUUAUUUUGUAUAAUUAUAAUUUAUGAUUACAAGUUGACAAGAUUCGACGUGUUUAUAAUUUAGAUUAGUUUGUAAUUUAUUUAUAUUUCUGUU
Messenger RNA from Colias croceus (clouded yellow), 2215 nucleotides. RefSeq names its product DNA-dependent metalloprotease dvc-1 (gene mh). Gene Ontology annotation, biological process: DNA repair. Gene Ontology annotation, cellular component: nucleus. The transcript has 3 exons. Gene Ontology annotation, molecular function: metalloendopeptidase activity; polyubiquitin modification-dependent protein binding; single-stranded DNA binding. Lineage: Eukaryota; Metazoa; Arthropoda; Insecta; Lepidoptera; Pieridae. The record is from RefSeq and is a predicted model, not a curated record. Bases 140 to 1978 code for a protein of 612 amino acids.